AUGCCCCAGAAUGAAAGGAGCUUCAAUUUUCUUCUUUCAUCGAAAAUAAAACUCUUCUAUUUGUGUUUGCAUUUUUUUUAUCUCAUGUUUAUCACGGGACAAGAGAAAAUAUGUUGCAUCACUCCACCUCCGCCAUUUAUUGUCGCUGCACAUCUCUUUCCCACUCUCGAUCCCAUCUCUCUCUCUCUCUCUAUCUAUCUAUCUAUCUAUCUAUCUAUCUAUCUAUCUUAUUCACAUUAUCUUUCUGCUAUGUUAUCCUUUCUAUCUAUCUAUCUAUCUAUCUAUCUAUCUAUCUAUCUAUCUAUCUCAUUCACAUUUUCUUUCUUUCUUUCUUUCUUUCUUUCUUUCUUUCUUUCUUUCUUUCUUUCUUUCUGCUAUGUUAUCCUUUAUGUUUAUCUAUCUAUCUAUCUAUCUAUCUAUCUCAUUCACAUUGUCUUUCUUUCUUUCUUUCUUUCUUUCUUUCUUUCUUUCUUUCUGCUAUGUUAUCUUUUAUGCUUAUCUAUUUAUCUAUCUAUCUAUCUUAGUCACAUUGUCUUUCUUUCUUUCUUCAUUCUUUCUUUCUACUAUCUUUCCUUUAUCCUAUCUAUCUAUCUAUCUAUCCUUCUAUCUAUCUAUCUAUCUAUCUAUCUCUUUCUUUUACAUAUCUAUCUAUCUAUCUAUCUAUCUAUCUAUCUAUCUAUCUAUCUAUCUCAGUCCUUUAUAUCUAUCUAUCUAUCUAUCUAUCUAUCUAUCUAUCUAUCUAUCUCAGUCCUUUACAUAUCUAUCUAUCUAUCUAUCUAUCUAUCUAUCUAUCUAUCUAUCUAUCUAUCUAUCAUUCAUCUAUCUAUCUAUCUAUCUAUCUAUCUAUCUAUCUAUCUAUCUAUCUAUCUAUCUGCUUUCCUUUCUUGCUACUUUUUUGUAUUUUUCCUCUGUAUUCUGAAUUACCUUACUCCAAUCCCAAGCCCCAUUUUGUACGCACGUUGUAUCCGAUUGCCGAUCUAUAUUCCCCUAAUUCCAAAAUUCACCUCCUGUCUUACACAGCUUACCAAUCUUUGCUUAUGGGUUUCCACUUCGAAACCCGUCAAGGCCUCAUCAACCCUCCAGCGAUCACUCUUUUCUUCUAUCUACGUCUGGACAUUCCCCCACCGUAUAAUCUAA
Molecule: messenger RNA, 1137 nt
Organism: Acanthosepion pharaonis
Lineage: Eukaryota; Metazoa; Mollusca; Cephalopoda; Sepiida; Sepiidae
Source: the annotation of a GenBank genome assembly